UGAAUAAAUUUAAUAAAAAGUCUCGAAUAAGUAUGAUAGCAUGUACUAGUUACUGGAAAAUAGGAGUUUUCUUAGAUAUUCGUUGUUAUAACACUGAACAAAUAUCUUCUAUAUUUUAUGAAGCAUCGGAGUACAGAAUGUUUGGUGAACUACACUAUUGGAUAAUACUCGGAUCUAAUCUUAAAGAUGUACUCAAUCUAAUAGAAGACCGAGCUUUUGGUCUCUCGACUGAUUUAAUUGUUGCAAUACCUUCAAACAGUUAUGAAACCCAGUACCAGCUCUAUGACGUUUAUAACAUAUACAAAGAACGUGGCAGUUUACUUAAUGUAACAUUUUUUGGAAAAUGGGAUACAGAACAAGGUUUGACUGUUAAAUUGGUACAAACAAAAAUCAUGAGAAGAGCAAACAUGCAAAGGUUUACGAUAAAGGCAGCCUUAUUCAAACUAACAUACCGACCAGCGCACAUGACUUUACUUCAAUAUGUCAACGAUGGUGUGCAUACUACUGGAGAUGCACAAACAAGAUUUGGAUUUCACAUUAUAAGUCAUCUUGCAGAUUUGUAUAAUUUCAGCUUAGAUAUUCAUGAAACACCACCUUGGUUACCUGGGGAUGCUCAAGGUCCACUGGCUCGAGCUAUUAUUAAUGAUAUGGCCGAUUUUACAGGAAAUCCUCUGUCAAUGACCAGUCAAAGAACUUACUUGUUCAAAUAUGUUCAUCAAGACUGGCCUUUUAGGACCUGUUUCAUUUUUCGAAACCCUCAGCCUACUACAAUAAAAUUGCAAGAAAUUCUAAGACCUUUAACGAAAGUUAUAUGGUGUUUAAUGGUUGUAUUUUUUGUAAUCAAAUUAAUGGUUUUGAUUGCGGUAUUGCAUUUCGAAGGAUUUGAGAGUAUUUUAAUGAGAGUUUCAAUUUCAAGUUUAUUGACUAUAGGUGCACUAUGUCAACAAGGAACUGAUGUACAAAUGAAUCGUUUGUCAACGCGUAUAGCAUUUUUUUUCAUAUUGAUAUAUAGUUUGCUAAUGUAUAAUUACUACUCGGCUUCUGUUGUGUCCGCCCGUUUAGAUGAACCGAUUUUAAAAAUUAACGAUUCCCUUAAUGAAUUAGGAAAACUAAAAAUGAAAAUGGCAUCGGAGUCAAUGAUGUAUUUAGAAUUUUUUCUCAAAAAACCUGAUUGGGAAACUAAACAGUUCUAUAACAACUAUUGGUUAAGGGUACCAGAAAAAGAGAGAAUCAUCAAUCCUGAAGAAGGAAUGCGAUUAGUAAAAGCUGGUGGAUUUGCUUACCACACUCAUCCAGAGGUAGGGUAUCCAUUCGUAGACAAAUUUUACAACAACCGUGAAAUUUGUGAAUUAAUGGAAGUGCAUUUAGCAAGUCCUAUUCGUACGGCGUUUGGAGUAACUAUGAAUAGUAGCUUUGUAGAAAUAGCAAGAGUCGGAUUCACGAAAAUCAACGAAGUAGGUCUUCGGCAUCGACAGUAUCUAAGAUGGUCGUACAAAAAACCACACUGUCGCAAAGAUAUAUUGACUGCGUCUAGUAUCAAUAUUUAUGAGUUUGCUCCACAUCUACUACUUCUGAUGAUUGGAUUAAAAGUGGCACUAAUUAUCUGUGCGAUUGAACUUCUUUUUGUUAAUCGAAGUAUUUAUAUUCAAAUGAUUAUGAGAUUGUAUGCGAAAUGCAUAUUUACACUAUUUGAGACACUUGAUUGUGAGUAAAAAUAAAACAAUGUAUUAAGGCCUAGAUGAUUAUGUGAAUAAUAAAGAAUAUCAUACAAGCAUAAUCCUUACUGCAGAAGUAGACUGCCAAUCAAGACAUCGCAUGACUUGUUUAAAU
Molecule: messenger RNA, 1830 nt
Organism: Nasonia vitripennis (jewel wasp)
Lineage: Eukaryota; Metazoa; Arthropoda; Insecta; Hymenoptera; Pteromalidae
Product: ionotropic receptor 75a-like
Exons: 8
Coding region: 33-1712 (559 amino acids)
Cellular component (GO): membrane
Molecular function (GO): ligand-gated monoatomic ion channel activity
Source: RefSeq, a predicted model, not a curated record